Messenger RNA from Dermacentor silvarum, 1185 nucleotides. RefSeq names its product venom metalloproteinase 1-like. The coding region runs from base 78 to 1091 and encodes 337 amino acids. The transcript is spliced from 10 exons. Lineage: Eukaryota; Metazoa; Arthropoda; Arachnida; Ixodida; Ixodidae. Gene Ontology annotation, biological process: membrane protein ectodomain proteolysis. The record is from RefSeq and is a predicted model, not a curated record. Gene Ontology annotation, molecular function: metalloendopeptidase activity.
UGAAGCUGUCUGUUGCCGCAGCUUUGAAUUUGUGAGUGCUACGCCAAAGAACAAACGCAAGGUCGCCGUACCCCAGGAUGAAAAAGGCCUACCUCCUCCAUAGUAUUUUUUCCCUCUCCUACUUUAUCGUCGAACCACUGGAAUCGCCAGCUGCUUUCGUGGCCGAGACAUGCCUGAUUUUUGAGAACGAGCUCGUGAAGCGUCUGUUAAACGAAGGCCGAAACAUACAAGAGUAUGCAGCAUCAUUUGUGGCAUCGCUCAACUUGAUCCUGAAACAGCUUAAACCUCCUGGCAUGAUUGAUUUGACGUCUCUUUUAAUAAACUAUGCGGGGCCCGAUGACUAUUUGAAGUAUACGAAGAACAAUCGUGUCGACGGUAAGACCACCGUUCUGAGGUUGGUGGCCUAUGGCUGGUCAAGCAACGAAAUCCCGCGCGCGGACAUGACCAUUGUUUUGAUAGGCCAAAACAUGGAAACCGUGAAAUCUGAUGGCACGUGGGUUCCAUUGUAUGGAAUCACGAAUACAGGAGGGGUUUGCAGUCCAAUCAAUAUCGUCCUUGCUAUGGACACCGGUGAAAAGUAUACAGGUGCGACAAGCGUAGCUCACGAAAUCGGACACCUGUUAGGUUCUCCUCAUGAUGGUGAGGGAACUUCAAAACAUUGCCAACCCGGUGCCGGAUACCUCAUGAGCGCAGGAGCCGUGGGGGAUAUCCGCCCUCAAUAUUCACAGUGUAGCAUCGAAGCCAUCUCAGCCUUUGUAACGAGUCGGGCUCAGUGCUUGUUUGAAAAAAAUGACCCCAUGCCAACAACACCCGAAAGAGAUUCCAUCAAUACUAGGCCAGUUGCCGCCACAGAGAAUGACGCAAAAUACGAAAAGAAAAGACGGAAGAAGUGUAAAACGCUCCUGAUGAAGGACGAAGAUCUCUUGCAGACUGAGCAAAUGUAUGGGUACCCCUUCACAUGCACAGUUCUCUGCACUGCUCGCUCAAAAUCGUCGAAUCAGAUUAUCCUUUAUUCGGUGGUUGCACCAAAUGAAACACCGUGUGACAAGCGGAAUACAUCCAAGGUCUGCAGGAGAGGGCGAUGCAAAUAGAACGAAAAUAAAAUUGCAUUCAACAUAGAUUCUCUGUAAGACAAUCUCUGUUUUUCGUAGAGAGUGCGGAGUAAUAAAGGUAACUUAAUUUAUA